Molecule: messenger RNA, 1002 nt
Organism: Melampsora larici-populina 98AG31
Lineage: Eukaryota; Fungi; Basidiomycota; Pucciniomycetes; Pucciniales; Melampsoraceae
Exons: 2
Coding region: 1-1002 (333 amino acids)
Source: RefSeq, a predicted model, not a curated record
AUGGCUUCCUCGUCAUCAUUAAUUGCUACCGCUCAACCGUCCUCCUCAAUCAAACGACAACCAAAUGCUUCCCAUCAAGAAAUUGAAUAUGAAAACACACCCUCGUCGCCACAAAUCUCACCGUCACAAACAUCAUUUCAACAACUCUUGGAACCUUGGUUCGAAAUCACACCAACCCAGCAUCAAGACCCAUCAUCUUCUGUCGAACAAUUUGAACCUAUUCCUCGAUCCGUGAUGCCAUCCGACUCAAUUCGUGCUGCUGGUCAUAGUUUACAAUCUAUCACCAAUACAACGUCUGGUUUAUUCCCAGCAGCCAACACGACGCCAUCCUUCGAACUCUUCAAUUUGAUUUCGCCUGACUAUAAUCCCUAUGUAAAUGAACGCAUCAAUGGAUUAUUUGCAAACAACUCACCCGUAUAUAAUCCUAACGCAAGUGCAACGUAUAAUGUUUCAUUGUCCAACAAUUCACCCGUAUACAAUCCCAAUGCAAGUGAAAUUUUCAAUGGGUUAUUUGCGAGAAAUUCACCUGUCUACAAUCCAAAUGCAAGUACCUCGUAUAAUGUACACUUUCCAAAUAAUUCACCUGUUUAUAAUCCCAAUGGAAGUGAAAUUUUCGAUUGGCUAUCUUGGAGGAACGGUGGUUAUUUUCAAUUCGAGAACGAAACAAAUUCAUCAAAUCAAUUUUCACAAAGUUCCCUCCAUUCAACUUCAAGUCAGCCAACGACCAACCAUCAACAAUUCAACCAAUCUGAUCUCGGUCUCAACAAUCAAGAUGAUCAGGCGCUAUUUGUAGGCGACACUGAAUGGGAAACUAUUCUCCCUCCCUGUGAUCCAAUUCCACUAUUGGUAUUACCGUUGUCUGAUCUUCCACCACUUCAAGGUCUUAAACGGUCUCGAUCUUUUGAUUCAUAUCCACCUCUUUGUCUUCUCGAAUCAAGUCAGCCGAAUCACAAUUCCGAUCUUGAUACACGUCCAUCUAAGAAAUUAAAGAAAUCAAAUUAA